AUGCAUAGCAUUGCGCGCGAAAGUCUUCAGAAUUAUCUGUACAGCUACAAGGAAACACCGAAAGAGCCGGGACUACCUUUGAUACGAGAUGCUAAGAAGAGUCAAGCUUUCUUUAAGAUCUGUGAAGAACGUAGAGCUCGCAAAGCGUUAAAAGAAGCUGUGGCUUGCAAAGUGUCUUUCGCAGUUCAAUGUCAUGUUAGUUAUGAUGGAUCACUGGAAAACGAAUGUCCAAUUCAUGAAAAAGUGGUGUCUUAUCAAAAAAAUGAUUUUAUUCAUGUGUACAAAAAAUUUAAUCACGAUUGGUGGAUUGGCAGAAUUGUCGCUGUGGGAUCCACGAUUGGAUUUGUCCCAACUGCAAGAAGAUUAUAUCGUUUGAAAGAAAUUGUAGACACGGAAGAAUCUCCAACACACAUCUCAAAAAGUUCUUCGAGACAAGCAAUAAAGCCGAAAGGUCGUUUUCGAUCUUCGAGCACUCCAGCUACAGCAGCAGCAAGAGCAGCCGCGGCUACUGUCAGUGCUAAACAGAGAUUGGUAAGAAGCCAAUCCCCUGUUUGGGAACUCCCAUGUCCGUAUACAGUGGUCCCUUCUACAAGACCGAUUGUUUUGAUGGGACCAUGCAAUCAAAGCUGUCGUCUGACAGAGCUGAUGCAUUCAGCUGUUGUAUCAGCUAUUGUUAAACAGUUUGGUUCUCGUGUCUGUCGUUUACCUACAGAGAUAGGGGCUAAAGGAUUGUCAAAACAAGAAUACGAUUUGAAUGAGAGAGAACUACGUUUGAUUACUUCGCUGGCAGACGACUUACGCUUAGUUCUACUAGAUAGUCCCAACUUGAAUACACCGCCAGAAGUAAAUGGGCUACAGCUUGCUCCUAUCAUCAUUCUAUUCAGAAUAAAGAACAGGAAAAUAUUAAUCAAACUACUAAAGAAGAGUGUUUCUGUUGGGCAGAAACUUGGAGGAUAUUUAGCAACAGCUGAUUACCUUAAUACAAUACACAAUGAUAAAGUGAACCUACUGAUAGAAGAUAAUGGUUUACCGGAAGCAAUCAAGAAGAUAACGAACUAUCUCGAAGACUAUUGGAAGGCACUUCAUCCAGCACAUCCCUUAUUGGAGGAAGAAUAUAUGCGGAAUAGUUGCUGA
Auanema sp. JU1783 is the source of this 1134-nucleotide messenger RNA. NCBI's taxonomy places the organism in Eukaryota, Metazoa, Nematoda, Chromadorea, Rhabditida, Rhabditidae. The record is from the annotation of a GenBank genome assembly.